AUGGCCAAGGAGAACGACAACAACAACAACAACAACAGCAACAACAACAGCAACAAGGGCCAUCCAACGGACAAUCAGCUCAAAACCAAGGCCUUCAUCAACAGCAGCAACAGCAACCUAAACAGCAACAACAACAACAACAACAACAGCCAUAUCCAUACAGUCAAUCUUCUUACCCACCUACAUCUGAUCAUACUCGUGGCGCGAGCCUUCCGAAUUUCCACAAUUACGUUUCUGGUCAAUCUGGCGAUAGUCCUAGUGCCACUCCAAAGAAUCUGA
Messenger RNA from Mucor velutinosus, 279 nucleotides. RefSeq names its product DRAP deaminase. The record is from RefSeq and is a predicted model, not a curated record. Bases 1 to 279 code for a protein of 92 amino acids. Lineage: Eukaryota; Fungi; Mucoromycota; Mucoromycetes; Mucorales; Mucoraceae. The transcript has a single exon.